CACAUGACUGACUCAUCGAUUUCGCAGCGAUCUCUGCUCCGCAACACACUCAUGCGCGCCUUCCAUCUUUGCAUCUGGUUACUCACGACACCCAAAGUCGCCAAGGUCAAGGACACCCAAUGCGGCUUCAAGCUCUUUUCACGGCCUGCCCUACCUUAUAUCGUACCGUACAUGCACUCGGAGGGUUGGAUCUUCGAUGUGGAGAUGUUGAUGUUGGCGGAGAGCGCAAAUAUCCCCAUGAUCGAGGUCCCUGUGGGUUGGAAAGAAGUCGGAGGCAGCAAAUUGAAUGUCGUCAAGGACAGCAUCGGUAUGGCGGUCGGACUGGCACUAUUGCGGGUCGCAUGGGGCACAGGUAUCUAUCGGAGGGACUGAGAAUGGAAUGUUUGCAUAGGCCCCUAGAUCGGAGGAAACGCCUGUGAAGCGUCAGACCAGUGUGGAUUCUUGUUGCAGUGAGUAUUUACAACAUGGACUAGUUGCCUGGCGUCAUUC
Messenger RNA from Dissoconium aciculare CBS 342.82, 489 nucleotides. RefSeq lists its product as uncharacterized. NCBI's taxonomy places the organism in Eukaryota, Fungi, Ascomycota, Dothideomycetes, Mycosphaerellales, Dissoconiaceae. The transcript has 2 exons. The record is from RefSeq and is a predicted model, not a curated record. Bases 120 to 419 code for a protein of 99 amino acids.